Molecule: messenger RNA, 3598 nt
Organism: Labrus bergylta (ballan wrasse)
Lineage: Eukaryota; Metazoa; Chordata; Actinopteri; Labriformes; Labridae
Gene: dok6
Product: docking protein 6
Biological process (GO): cell surface receptor protein tyrosine kinase signaling pathway; Ras protein signal transduction; positive regulation of MAPK cascade
Cellular component (GO): cytoplasm
Source: RefSeq, a predicted model, not a curated record
CAGCUGACGAAUGGUAUCUCCCUCCUCUCCCGGAUGGACCGCGCCGCUAAAGCCGGGCAGCCUGAGCGCUGACACAGGAGCAGGUUGCCCACGGCUCGCUCUCCUGCCGCUGGAUGUCACACCGACCGACUACCGAGUGAAAUAUUUCCGCGCCGGAAAGAAGAGGUUACUUUGUUGAAUUUUACCCCUCGGGCUGGGAGCUACCCGCUUCCCGUCACCAUGGCUUCCAACUUCAACGACAUAGUGAAACAGGGAUACGUGAGGAUACGGAGUAAGAAACUGGGGAUAUUCCGGAGGUGUUGGCUGGUGUUCAAGAAGGCGUCCAGUAAAGGACCCCGACGUUUAGAGAAGUACCCGGACGAAAAGGCGGCGUACUUCAGGAGCUUCAACAAGAUCACUGAGCUCCAUAACAUCAAGAACAUUACCCGAAUGCCGCGGGAGACAAAAAAGCACGCUGUGGCCAUCAUCUUCUGUGACGAAACAUCCAAGACAUUUGCCUGUGAAUCGGAGCUGGAUGCCGAGGAAUGGUGUAAGCUGCUGUGUGUUGAGUGCCUCGGCAGCCGUCUCAACGACAUCAGCUUGGGAGAGCCAGACCUGUUAGCAGCGGGGGUACAGCGGGAGCAGAACGAACGUUUCAACGUGUACUUAAUGCCCACGCCGAACCUGGACAUCUACGGGGAGUGCACCAUGCAGAUCACCCAUGAAAACAUCUACCUGUGGGACAUUCACAACGCUCGCCUCAAACUCGUCAUGUGGCCUCUCAGCUCCCUGCGCAGAUACGGACGAGACUCGACUUGGUUCACUUUUGAAUCUGGAAGGAUGUGUGACACAGGAGAGGGUUUGUUCACGUUCCAGACGCGAGAGGGGGAGAUGAUCUACCAGCGGGUCCACUCGGCCACGCUGGCCAUCGCCCAGCAGCACGAGAGGAUGAUGGAGGAGAUGGAGAAGAGCUCCCAGAUCCACUCCAGAGAGACGCUUACCAAGUCCAUCUCCCUGCCACGCAGCGCCUACUGGCAGCACAUCACGCGUCAGAACAGCGUGGGAGAUCUCUACAGUUACCAAGGAAGCAGCUUGUCAAUGACAUUCAUCCCUCGAGCACAGACGUUCCCCAGCUUUCUAUCUGAUGAGCCAGAACAGGGGGAGAGCCAGCACCAGGAAGAGGCACCGUCGCCCUCUAGUGGCUGUGAAUCCACUUGCAGCCUAAGACCGCUUCAAUGACAAAGAAUGGCUUCCCCAAAACUGAACACUUUGCCCACUACUGUAGAAAGGAUGUAGAAAUAUGUAUAGUGACAUGUGUAAUAUAUCAUUUCAUAGUGUCUGCUGUAGAGUGACUGGUUUAUGGAAAUUAACCUGAAUUGUUUUUUUUGUAUGUUGUGUGGCAACAACAGUAGCUACAAAAAUGCACCAAAAAUCAUGAAAGUGUAGUUUUUUUUUGUUCAUUUGUUGUCAAAGCCCAUAGAACUCAGAUUUUUAAUCAAUGAAACAUUUUUUUUUCAAGAUGUUAUAUUUACGAACACGUCAGGUUCUACUUUUAAAAAAUGAUCAGAAAAGGUGUUUUUUUGUGUGAAAUGGAUAAAAUCACAUUAGACUCACUCGAACAGCUUGCUGCCUCAGCAACCAAUUCCAGAGAAAUUUUGCCAUUUUUUGACACAUCAUUCUCCCAAACUUUUAUGUACUUUUUUACCCACUCUCAAGAAUGUGAAAUUGAUCAAUGAGUCACACAGAAAAGUGUUCCAAGUUGAAGGCAGUGAUGGAUCAGCUAAAGCUCUUAUUCGGUAACAACCAGCAAAGGGAAAGCGUCAUUCCGAAAAAAGAGUAUGUAAGAGUGGACUGUCAAGUCAGAGAUGAGAGAAGGUAACUUCCGCAAAUCCUCUAUUUUAAACUGCUGACCCUACAGUGGGAAAGCAAUCUGGGUUUAAUGGUUUCCUAGCUCCUCUACAGCAUUUGUAACUGGUUCAUUAGCAAAAUGUGAGAACAAAGAUGGUGAUGAGCUGAUAGUGAGAGUUAAAUAAUAGCAUCAUAGGUUGACAACAAGGAUUGUCAACUAUAAAUAUUUGUCAGGCUGAGGCUUAAAAACAACUGCGUACCAGCAGCUUUAAAACCACAGCUUGUAUUUGCACUUUUGUACGGCGUAAAUAAAUGAUAUAUGGUAUUCAUUUUGUGAACUCUAGAGGUGCUGGUAUGUGGUUUUGUUACCAUUGUCUGAACUAAGUUUAAGCUAACCAGAUGUUAGCGCUAGCUUCAGUUUUUGCUUACAGACUUGAGAGUUGAUUAAAUCUUCAUCUCCAACUGUUGUCAAGCAUUCAAAAGACUGCAUAAGCAACAUUUCCAUUAUAAAAAUGACUGAUCAUUGGUGUUUAAAAGCAUCUCAGACCUUUACCUUAUUUGUUAUACCUUAUACCAUUUUGUUUUCCAUUAGCAAGAAUACGAACAAGAAACAAUCAUUGUAGUAAUUGUGGUAAAAAGAGAUAACAGAAAACCAUUAAAUAUUUCAGUAAAUCUUUUCUGUAGAAUGUGAGUGAAGUUAGCCUACGUGAUCCCUGUGACGAUAUUCUGCAAUGUCCUCCUCAAGUAAAAAGUGCCUUCCAACAAAGACCGCAGAGUGUGAGACCUACACACCCAAAUCACCAUCUUUGGGUUUUAGUUUACCGCUGUAGACAAAAUUAAGCACUGAACCUUCAAUAACCUAUAUUUAAUCGUCUAAAGUCCCAGUAGCCUCAGAAAUGCCAUAUCCCACAUGAAAUACUUCUAAUCCUAACCUUUCCUCGAGCUCCUUUAGAGAUAAGAAAAACACUUGUUGCCUGUUGGUGGCUGUCAACACAUUUAGUCCCGUCUUUCAGUAUUUGUGGUUAAAAUGGUUGUACUUUUUGUGAGGUUAAAGAAACACACAGAUCUCUCAAAUCCGGAAAAGCCAAGCAACAACUCAGAAAUUAUAAAAUAGAUUCCAAUGACAAUCAGUUUGAGGCAGCAAAUACGUUCUUUGAUCAACAUUAGAGCACUUCCUUUGAGUUUUUAGUUUUAAGUACAGAGAAAUAGCUCCCUAGAACUUGAAAUUCAAGUACAAGCACUUAUUUUAUGUUGAAGUUUUGCUAUCAGGCACUUUAUUUUGUCAAUUGUAUUUAAAUAGCUCGUAUGUUUUUAUUAAGUUGAGCCUCAAGUGAAGUACGAAUCUACAAUUGUGUCUGCAUCACAGAGUCCCUAUUACAGACAGCUGUUGACAUGUCUGGGCACAUUUCUGCUCGUGUAGUCUUGAGGUUUAAGCUCAAGUGUGAUAAAUAAAUGUAUGUGUAAAAGAUCCACUACAUCUGGACCAUUAGAACGAGUACAAACUGCAGACUGAAGGAAAGUUCUAGAUAUCUGUGUUUAUCAUUUGCUAUUCUUUUUGGCAUAUGUAUGUUGUAGCCAUUCACUUGUUUGUAGGAAUGUCAUGUUAUCUGUUGCUUCAUGAUUGUAAUUGUGUCAAACUCGUUUGUGUUCAGUUAUUGUCAGGUUACAUGUUAUUAGCACUUUGAACACAUUGAGUGUAGUACUACAGUUUUCACUAAAUGUACAUAUGUAAUGUUUCUGAUGAUGAAAGGGUAAUAAAUUGAAUGUUCUA